This is a messenger RNA of Dunckerocampus dactyliophorus (ringed pipefish), 1258 nucleotides long. RefSeq lists its product as uncharacterized. Lineage: Eukaryota; Metazoa; Chordata; Actinopteri; Syngnathiformes; Syngnathidae. The transcript is spliced from 6 exons. Gene Ontology annotation, cellular component: membrane. The record is from RefSeq and is a predicted model, not a curated record. Bases 58 to 669 code for a protein of 203 amino acids.
CGCACCUCUCAGAGGCUACUUGAGAGAAGAGCACAUUCUGAACAUUUUGAAUGCAGCAUGGCUUGUGCAGAUGUUGACAUGGACAUCCGAGACGCAGAAGACACUGAGUACGGCCUGUGGGCGCCUGAUAUCAACAUGCAAAUAGCAGAUGAUGAGGGGACACGCAAAGAAGACAGCCAGAAAGCGACCAUAUUGAGACGAUACCAAGCUUCACAUCAUGUCCUGGUGGAUGGCAGGGGGCCAAUGCACAGCCUGCUGCAGAAAAACACUGCUGUGUUGGGGUCCCUCCAGAUUGUCAGCGGGAUCUUCAGUGUUGGAUUGGGUGUCAUUUUUGCUGUAAGCCAUGACAUGACAACGUCUCUAUUUACACUCUUUAGAGUUGCACUCUGGACUGGAACGCUUUUCAUAUUUGCAGGAGUUGUGUCCACCAUGCUGCGGAAACAUCCAGAAUUGCUACCUGUGUCCCUCGUCAUCAACAGAGCUGGUAUUGUUGCUGCAUUAGCUGCAGUUGGUGUGAUAAUCACUGACUUGACUGGAUGGGAUGAAGAAAAUGCACAGUAUUUGAAGAUGGAGGUGCUGGAACUUUGUAUGUUGGGACUUCAGGUUUUGAUGGCUGUCGUUCUCUGCUUAUGGAUCUCCAAAAAGAAAUGCGCUACGUUUGUAUGUUAAAUUCAUCCAUUUCCAUAAUCAAUUUUAAGAAAUGUGCUUGUAAAUUUUGAGGAUCACCCAUUUGUUACAUUUUUACUAUAUAUUUUUUUAGUUUUAUAUGAUCUUGAUGUUUAGUAGAAAAUAUGCGCCCUUCUCUUUGUGAAACUCACUUUGUGGUUAUCAUAGUGCUUACAGUGUAUCUGCUAUACGUGUCUUGACCGUACGCAAUAUGACACUCUCAGCUUAUGGUGGUAAAUCAUGGCUACAAUGCAUUUUUAAUACAAAUGUUUUAAUCAUCUGUACAAGGCAGGACAGCACACCACAGUAAUAAUAUGACAGUAGAGAAACAUUUAUCUGCCAGCUAGUCUGUGCUUUGUAAAUUACACAAUAAUUAUCAUAAUAACAAUAAAAAAACAUCUACAAUAUAAACACAGACUCAUACCUAUAGUUACUUUUUAAAGGAAACCACAUGAGUACCAUCAUGCUAUGAUCAUGUCCAAUUAUUUUAUUAAUAAAAUGACGCGACCUUGGAAGUCUUCAGUGCUCCAACAUGGUAGGUGAAGUUGAGAACUUUACAGCUGAAAAAAGAAAGGAAAUGUUUUAGAGACAG